This is a messenger RNA of Botrytis fragariae, 234 nucleotides long. RefSeq names its product putative nrps-like enzyme protein. The coding region runs from base 1 to 234 and encodes 77 amino acids. The transcript has a single exon. The record is from RefSeq and is a predicted model, not a curated record. Lineage: Eukaryota; Fungi; Ascomycota; Leotiomycetes; Helotiales; Sclerotiniaceae.
AUGGCAACUCGUCCGUUCAAUCCACAAUACAUGGAACAUGUGAUGACAAACCAUCCUGAUGCUAAAGAUGGAGUUAUGGUUCCGGCUGGAAAGUUUUUCAACGUGAGAUUUGCAACGAAAACGGCUCUUCUUGUUGAUUUGAAAGAUAGCAUUGAUGCGGCAGAGCUUGAUUAUAAAAGAAGGCUGAUUGAAGAAAUUUGGAUUAUUGUAAAUGGUAUCAAUGAGAAAUACUGA